Messenger RNA from Halteromyces radiatus, 1414 nucleotides. RefSeq lists its product as uncharacterized. Lineage: Eukaryota; Fungi; Mucoromycota; Mucoromycetes; Mucorales; Cunninghamellaceae. Bases 104 to 1231 code for a protein of 375 amino acids. Gene Ontology annotation, cellular component: plasma membrane. The transcript is spliced from 5 exons. The record is from RefSeq and is a predicted model, not a curated record.
UUUUUUUUUAUUUAUCUAUUCGAUUUUUUAUUAUUAUUAUUAUUAUUUAUUCCAAAGGCAGGACUAUUAUUAUAGAUAGAUUCCAAAUAUAUAUACCACGAAUAUGAAAUCAUGUUUCCCAAUGUUAGUACUUGUGAUGAUGGGUAUAUUGAUCGUGCAUGGUUAUGUGAUUCAACCCACUCCAACACCAUCAACUCCACAAAAACAACAACAACAACCACAAUUAUAUCCUACUGAAGCCCCACAACAUCGACGAUUGGUCAAGCGUGAAUUACAACAGACAUUGGAACUCUAUCAAGACUGGCAUGAUAUAUGCAAUGAUGAUGAUAGUAAUGCCAAGGUGAACGUAGUCAAUCCUUCUUUGCAACAAUUAUGGCAAACCAUCACUACCACUGUGAAUUGUGGUAAUGGAUAUAUCAAGACAAAAACAACUACUAUCACUGCUACUGCCACCGCUACCGUUUAUACUGGCAAUCCUGCUCCUUAUCAAUGUGUUGAUAAAUGUUGGAGUGAUUAUUUAUGGUAUACUUAUGGAUCAAGUAUUAGUGUAGCUCAAGGAUUUACUGGUAUUGUAUUGAUCAUCAUCGGACUUUAUCUUGGUUUGUUUGGAUAUCGUUUCUUCAGACCUACUAUGGGUUUGGUUGGAUUUAUAUUUAUUGCUUCUAUGACUUGGAUUGGUCUUGCCAAUAAUGAACCUGCUAUGGGAUAUCCUCAUCCUGAAAUUGUCUAUAUUUGUGUCAGUAUUGGUCUUGGUAUUAUAGGUGCUAUUGCCUUCAUGUUUAUGUUUAAUGUUGCUCUCUAUUUUGUUGGUGCUGUUGCUGGAUUGUUCUUAGCUGUUUUUAUUAUGUCCUGGAGAGAAUCAUUGGUGAUCCAAGUGAAAGUAGCACGUAUUUGUUUUACAGUUGGUAUGGGUGUAGUGUUAGCCUUUGCAGUCUAUCUAUUGGAAUGUUAUAUAGUGAUCCUUUCUACAGCUUUCUUGGGAGCAUAUCUAUUCAUUAUGGGAUUGGACUUUUUUGCCCAUACAGGAUUUGUCAAUGCAUGGCGCCUUUUAUUCGACUCAAAUCCAAACCAUUAUAAUGCAUAUAUUAUCGAAACACCUACCUAUGUCAUGUUAGCCUUUGUUAUCCUUCUUUGUAUCAUCUCCGCUAUUUGGCAAUACUAUUGGAAUAUUGUCAAACUCAAACGUCGCUUUGGUGUCAAUGUCACAGAAAAGAAAUCCGAAAAAGAAUAACGAUGAUCCUUUUUUUAUAUAUAUAUAAUAUAUUUUAUCCCUACAUGUCUCUUCCUAUUUAUCCAUUCAUCCGACUUCAAUUUAAAUACAUUUUUUGCUAGUUUUCAUCAGCACAGAUUAGUCCCUCCCUCUCUCUCUUUUAUAUAUUUAUAUAUAUAUAUAUAUCUAUAUUAUGAAAUAAAU